GUAGGUUUGUUAUAAAUGGUGUUGUUCAAAAGACUAAGUGUACCUUUGUGUGUCUUCCUACAGGUGGCCUACCUGGGUAAGGUGACUAUUUCUGGGACUCAGUUCCUGUCCGGCUGCACCGAGUCCGCGGUGGUGGGUCUGGUGGAGCAGCACGGCCAGCAGCAGUGUAACUCUCUGCUGGAGAUCCGGCCCUUCCAGGUGCGUCUCCACCACCUGGACGGGCACGGCGAGGCCUCGGUAACCAUGGACACCUACCAGGUGGCGCGGAUCGCCUACUGCACGGCGGACCACAGCGUCAGACCCAACGUGUUCGCCUGGAUCUACCGGGAGAUCAACGACGACCUCACCUUCCAGAUGGACUGCCACGCCGUGCAGUGCGAGAGCAAGCUGGAGGCCAAGAAGCUGGCGCACUCGAUGAUGGAGGCUUUCCGCAAGACUUUCCACAGCAUGCGCAGCGACGGACGCAUCCACAAGAGCGGCUCGUCGGACGACUUUGCCGAGGACUCGUCCUCCCCUGAAGACUCGACCCCGGACGACGGUUGAUCGAAAACUCGCCUGAUUUCCUGAGGCCCAUCCUAACAGAGUGGAUGGAUGGACAGAUUACCUUCUCUCUCAUCUCCCCCCUACUGUUUCUUUCUGUUAUCAAUUUGGAACAAUAUCAACCGACCCUGUGAACCAACACGCACAGGAUAGUGAAGUUUGGCAAUGGAAGGUAGAGUUACAAGGAGUUACAAAAGACCUACAUUUACACACAGGGAUAGCAAAGUGCUGCCACUUUGAGUAAACGGUCCUCGAAGACCUAACGGGGGGCUUCAAGGACCUUUGCAAACGCCCUCAAGAGAUUCACUCGACGUUUCCAUCUACAUCUUCAAACCACUGUUACUCUUGCACUCAGCAGAGACUCUGUGUGUGGUUCUUAAGCUUUUUCACCCAGGAAACAACAACAAACUUUUAUUCCCUGUUCUUCUGACCCCAGAUCUAUUGCUACUCUUGCCAUGUAGGGACCUCCACAGAAAUAGGCGUGUUACCUAUUUCGAGGUCCCAACCCAGAGUUUAUGAGACUAUUGGAGCACAUAAAUUCUUUAAAUGUUGAAUCUCUGUUACAAUGCCUUCGACCUUGGUAAAAGCAAAUGAGGAUGUGAAAGAAAGGAAAAGCCUUUAAGCACUAUAACUAUCAUGGUACCCUACCCAACAUUUCUUAAUUUUAACACGAUGGAGACACAGCUUCUACCACUGUGUCAUUUUAAAGGUACUUAUAGAUCCAGCACCUUUUUUAGAAAAUAGGUGCUAGAGACUGUAUAUUUUACAUUUGAGAAGUAAUCACAGGCCUGUCUCCCUAAUCAGUUCCUUUUUUGAGUAUACCAAAAUUCAGGCUGGAUUUCUCCUCUCAGAUUAUGUGCCUCACUUUCCUCUCACAUUAGUUUGGUCUCUUACCCAGGUCCUUGUGUGUAUGUGUGCGUGCCAAACAAUUUGUCCGUGUGUAAUUGCUUCUGUACUUAGUGUAUAUGAAUGUACAUGUGAGUGCUUGCAUCUCUGUGUCUGAAAGAUAGGGGGAGGAUACGAAUGAUUACCUGGAAGACUUCUCAAGCAUCCGUUUUUGAUGCGUUUAAAAAAAAUCAAGACAUGGUACUGUGACCAUUUGCCACGUUUUCUUACUUUUAUCUCGUAUGAAAUGAGUCUAAAUGUGCCAGUCGCUAAAAACACAGCCGUCCAACGUAACGACUGAUGGCCUCUGCUGAAUGUACGAUGAGUCCAACGUGCUGUGAGCGCCUCCCGCCAUCACUUCAGUGUCCCAUAAUGUCCUCAUGCUAUCACAGAAACUCUGUACAGGGCAGUAGGUGACCAGUGUCCCUCUGCUGCCCUGCAACGAUGUACCAAUGUGGGGCAAAAACUCAUCAGAACCCCUUCCUCUUCUUUUCUAACGGGACUGUAUUGGACGCUAUCAGUGGAAAAAGCCUUCGGUCAAACUCACUCAGAAAGAUCAGGUGGCUCUGGUCAACACACACACAUACAUAUACACACCUACAUACGAUUAUACACACACAUUGUAAUUGAGUCUUGCUCAAUAAGCUUAUGUAAAUAAAUACACAUUUAUCACUUUCCAAAUAUUACAGCAUAAAUGUUGAUAGCUAUUUUAAAUAAUACAAAAAGAUGUUGAGAACCAUCAUACGAUACAGAAACAGUGUUAUAAAACCUACUGUGAAUAAUAAGUGGAGAGCCUGAUCGCGGUGGCUGUGCGCGUGUGUGUAAGUGUGUGAAGGUGAGGGGUGUGUAUGGACAGGCCAGAGGGGGGGCGAAUGUUUAUAAGGCUGUAGAUUACUGUGUCAUGUCUGUCUGAGAGCUCAGACGCGCUUUACAUGUUUGAAAAAUGUUACCUUAAGUGUUUUAUAUACAGUGUUUGCAAAGAUCAAGAAACAAUUGCAUAUAAAGUAUUUACCAAGAACCAAG
Molecule: messenger RNA, 2448 nt
Organism: Gymnodraco acuticeps
Lineage: Eukaryota; Metazoa; Chordata; Actinopteri; Perciformes; Bathydraconidae
Gene: pid1
Product: phosphotyrosine interaction domain containing 1
Exons: 1
Coding region: 16-543 (175 amino acids)
Biological process (GO): regulation of reactive oxygen species metabolic process; regulation of cell population proliferation; negative regulation of insulin receptor signaling pathway
Cellular component (GO): cytoplasm
Source: RefSeq, a predicted model, not a curated record